Plenodomus lingam JN3 is the source of this 870-nucleotide messenger RNA. RefSeq lists its product as uncharacterized. The record is from RefSeq and is a predicted model, not a curated record. NCBI's taxonomy places the organism in Eukaryota, Fungi, Ascomycota, Dothideomycetes, Pleosporales, Leptosphaeriaceae.
AUGGUUGUCGCUGAGGUCCUGAGUGCCCUUGGCUCCCCAGCGAGGGUUGGAGCGCGUAUCUUGCUGGUGCCUCGAUACUCGCUCAACAGCUUCAAUCUCGUUCGUUCAUGGCCGCAGAACAGGUAUGCGCGCCAUCGUUAUGGGCCCUCGUAUCACUGGCGGUGCUGGCUGCUUUUCGACAUUCGGGAUUUGGAGCACCUGGAGCAUCUCAUCAAUGCAGGCUCGGAUGAGGAUCUCGUGAAGAUGAGGAACGCAAAGUUGGAGUCAUUUAGGCUUAUUGCAGUAGUGGGUGCACUCGUUGCCUCUGUUGCCCUUCAAGCCCUGAGCCUUCCCCGGGUCACUUCGACAGACUUCAUCGUCCGUGGCGCCUUGACUACCUGUCUCAUGCUCUCCAUCCUUGCCACCUUCUUCAUCUGUCUCCAGCAGCGCGAACUUAGCGCAGUCGAGGACGUCCCAGCCCUCCGCGCCUGGCUAUCUAACGGCAAACUUUACACCAACGCAGACGAUGCCAUGGCUUACCAGAGCUCGCUAGCUGCCCUGACGCUGCUGAACAGUCCCUACGAAUAUCUUGGGAUUGCGGUCACCAAUUUCCUAGUUGGUGUGGCGGCGUAUAUGGCGGGUGCGUGGUUGGAUGACCGGGAGCUGCACACCGACAGAGACGGCAUGUUGAAAGAGGCUGCUGUGCUGGUGUAUUUUGGCGUUGGGACGUUGUUUGCCAUGACCAUGUUUCCUAUGCUACUUGGGAUGAAGGACCGGGAGAGUCGGGGGGUUGGACAGGCGUUGCCGGGAUGCAUGAGAGCUUAUCAAGAGGUACAAGAGAGUAGAUAUGGAGGGGACUCAAGGGGGCAAGAGGCAUGUCGACGAGACUAA